AUGGUUUCCGGGACCGCAGCGGCGAUCACCGUCUUCUGGGGUUUCUGCGUGUGGAAGGCGUAUCUCCCAGGCGAGCAGUUGCCCAUUUUGCCAGAUGUGCAAUUGAUCAGAGAGGCCCUCAUGGCUGGCAUUUCUGAGGACUUGCCUGACAUUUCACAGCACCUGCCUGCAGCGCACCCAUGGUGCGCAUCGCAAGCAGUUUGGGACAAGACGGUCAAAGGAAGGACGGACAAGAAGGCGGCGGCAAAAGAGUCGGCAGUUCAGGAGACCGCCGCGAAGGAUAGGAUUGUCGACGAGGCGACGGCACAAGAGCGUAUGGUUGCGCAGUGGGCAGCUGCGCAGAAUGCAACCGAUGCGUCUGCCGAGAAGUCAGCCGCGGAUAGGACUGCCAUUCAGAACGAAGCAGUGGAGCUCGCUGCAGUGAUCGCCGCACAUGCUCCCUUGGCCCCCACCGCGAGUGCAGUCCCUCGGUCUGCGUCUGCCUGGGCGUGGUGCGGCGCAGCCAGCCUCGUCGACGCGGUCCUGCUGUUGGUGCUGCUGCGCUGGCGGCACCUGCGGAAGCACCCCGCCGCCGUGCGCGUGGAGCCGCUGGAGGCCUCCUGCGGCUGCGCGGCGGGCGCCGUCGAUGCUCUCGCCGUCCCCGGUCCCUGGCGGAGGCAGGUCGUCUCGCCGACGCCCCUGGCAGGAGGCCUGUCCGUGCUGCCCGCGCCUCUGGAGCCGCCGCCGCCCCCCGCGGGCUGUCCGAUCGCGCUUCCGGCGCCCCGCUCGCCGUUCCCUCCGCCCGCAGCCGCUCCGAGCACCAGCGCCACCUCGGCAUCCGGGCCCACGGCCCUCUCCGAGGCCAACCUGGUCGGCGCCUGGCGGCCGCCUCCUGCCUGCCGCGCCGAGGCGAUGCUUGCCGCAUCCCCCAAGGCUAAACCCCUGAACCCCCUCGCCGCGUCGUUCACGCCCUUCUCGCCAGCCGCCAGGUCUCCAUCGGCAAGCCCGCCGAAGGCCCUGGUGGAGCAGCUCAGGCGCGAGGCGCUCCAGGAGCGGCUCCAGGAUCGGGUCAGCCGCUCCCUGAGUCACUCACCCGCGCGCCCAGAGGGGGCCGACAUCUGGGAUGGCAGCGGCGCGUGCAUCAGGGAUGGCAGCCCCCCCAGGCGCCACCUGAGCAGGAGCCCGGCCCCAAGCCCAGAGCGGGUGUUGGAGGCAGCGUGCGCAGCAGUGACUGAGGGCAAGCAGCGCCGAGAGCAGCAGGCCAACCUCGGGGAGGGCAACAGCUGCGCCGAGGCUGGCGGCAGUCCGCCCCUGCGCGAUCUCAGCAGGAGCCCAGCCCCAAGCUCAGAGCGGCUGUUGGAGGCGGCGUGCGCAGCUGUGGCUGAGGGCCAGCAGCGCCGAAAGCAGCAGGCGGCCAGCAUCGGGGAGGAGGCUCCCGCGCCGCUCUCGCGCCGCCUCGUCUUUGAGGACGUCGAGGAGGAGGGCUCGCAGCGCGCGGCGGCCGCCCCGCCCGAAGCCGAGCCCUCGCCAUCGUCCCCCCCACCGAGAUCUGCGCGGCCCUCGCCGGCGGCAUCGUUGGCGGACUCCCCGCCGACGCCUGCGCGCCCCAGCGGCAGCCCCAGGGAGAUGCAGCAGGCCUUCCAGCGCAAGCUCUCCUUCCACCUUCCCUCCGUGGUCGCCCAGCUCUCGCGCCGCCCGGCCUUCGUGGAUGCGAGCGAGGAGGAGGGCGCGCAGCGCGCGGCGGACGCGCCGCCCGCCGCCGAGCCCUCGCUGGCGGACUCCCCGCUGACGUCUGCGCGGCCCAGCGUCAAGAACACGUUCAUAAACAUCCCGGAGGGCGAGGCGGAGAUGGCACAGAGGCCCUUGCGGCGGACGCAGUCCCUGCCGACGCUUGACCCCGCAGGCGGCGGCAACGACGCCGACGCUCCAGGCCACAGCGCGCUGGCGGCCCCGCCGGCGGCCCCCCCGCCGACGCCUGCGCGGCCCUCGCCGGCGGCCUCCCCGGCGCGGGCGGCCGCGAAGAAGUCCAGGGCGAGUCCGGCGCGGCCGGGCCCGAAGCAGAAGGUCUGGACUCCGAAGCGGCCGCCAGCCACCUCUGUGGAGGUGCCGCAGGCCAGCCGCCCGCCAGCUUCAGAGGUCGCCGGCCUGGUUGCGGCGCCUGGUCGCUCGCCCGGCCGCGACGUCGACUGGCGCGCCAAAGGCCUCGAGGAGGAGUACGCCCGCCUGGUGAGCCUGACGCCGAAGGCGCUGCCUGCGCCCCAGGUCGACGGCGCAGGCGCGCCCAGCCCGUGCGCUGCCUGCUACGAGGCGGCUUCGGGUGCAAAGGCCGAGGCCGAGGCGACUGGCACGGCGCCGCGGCGUCGCCGUGCUCACGGCGCUGGGGCGUGA
Messenger RNA from Prorocentrum cordatum, 2367 nucleotides. Lineage: Eukaryota; Dinophyceae; Prorocentrales; Prorocentraceae. The record is from the annotation of a GenBank genome assembly.